Molecule: messenger RNA, 276 nt
Organism: Didymodactylos carnosus
Lineage: Eukaryota; Metazoa; Rotifera; Eurotatoria; Philodinida; Philodinidae
Source: the annotation of a GenBank genome assembly
AUGUUUGUUCGUGAACAAGUCAAUACAUGUUCGUUUAUUGAAUCCUCUGAAAAUCCACCAUAUGUAUGUCAUAUUGAUGAGAAUAAGUGGAUUAUACCGACUGCUGAAGAUUUUUAUUGUUUUAUGCGGGAUAGUGGUGAAAGCAACGAUGGUAAUAUCGAUAACACGAACAAUGAUGAUAAUAUAAUUAUUAAAAAAUUUGCUAUAGUUAAUUUACCGUACAAAUACGACAUGCUAGGAAUUGAUCUGCGCCUUGCUGUUGUCAAAAUUCUUUAG